Messenger RNA from Hansenula ciferrii, 2430 nucleotides. RefSeq lists its product as uncharacterized. Bases 1 to 2430 code for a protein of 809 amino acids. The record is from RefSeq and is a predicted model, not a curated record. Lineage: Eukaryota; Fungi; Ascomycota; Saccharomycetes; Phaffomycetales; Wickerhamomycetaceae. The transcript has a single exon.
AUGACUUACAACGAUACACCAACUACAAGACACAGGUCAAAUGCAAUUAUCAGAACUUGUAUUGAUGUCAAAAGAUUAACAAUGUCUCUUAACAGAGAUAAAGAGCAUCAAUACAAUGAUCCUGUUGUCUUUACAAACGAAUUACAAACUAGAUAUAACAACUAUUCAAGAUAUAGAUAUAUUAAAAUUGAUGAAUUAUCAUCGAAUCCAGAAAUUUUAAUUAACCCAAAUGAUUCUCCAAAAUCAAAUGUUAUUUAUGAAAGAAAAGAAUCAUUUUAUAACUCCAAAUUAUUUUAUAAAGAUUCACAAAUUAACACUUAUAAAAUUUGUCAAUAUUGUGAUCCUUUUGAAGAAAUGUGCGAUACCCAUAAAAAUCAAAAAGCAUCAAUCAUGAGAAAUGGUGAAAAAAUCUCUUAUAAUAUCAACUUACCAUUUUUCUAUGAUUCUUUACAUCAUGAAUAUCAGAAACAUUUAGCUAUCCAUCAUGGGAUCCUACCAAACAAUUCACACAUCGUCACUCCAUUCAUUGGUAUCAAUCAAAGUGGUAUCAAUCAAGAAGGUGUUGAUGUAUCUAAAUCAGUGAUGAUUUGUCCACAUCGUGAUGAUAAUCAACACGAUGGUCCUUGUUUAGCUCAAUUCAAAUUCGAUUCCACUGUGAGAAACCCAUAUGAGAAAUAUUUGGAACAUGUUUAUUAUUAUCAUUACAAAGAACCAGGAACAGAUGUUGAUUUCCCAAUUGAAGCGCUUAAUUAUGAGAAGUAUGAUUCUGAUCAAAUUUUCUAUCCUUAUCAUUUAGAAAAAUUUAUUGAAUCAUUAUAUUUUAUGAAUAAAGAAUGUGGGAAACAUCAUGAUGGCGGGUUGAAAUUACCAACUGAUGAUCGUUUAUUGUUUCAAAUUCUUUAUCAAGUUCAUGGAGGUUAUGGUGUUGAUGAUAUGGAUGAAUAUAGAAUUGAAACCAUUGUUUUGUAUAACGAACCACCAAAUUCUGAACAAAGGAAAUUAACUCGCAAAAUUAACUCAAUGAGAUAUUUAUUUGAUUCUAGUUCUAUAAAGAAUUUAUUCACACAAGGUAAAUAUUCUGAAAGAUUGAGAAGAAAUCCUGAAGAUUUUAUUGAUAUUGAUUCAAUCAUUUCUAAAAAUUUGCCUUCAUUUUCUCCAGAUGGUUAUCCAUUACAAAGUAUUAUUCAACAAAAGAUGAAUCAAGAGGAUUCAGAAAAUGGUGAUGUUCAAGAUAUCAAUCAUUCAGAUUCAAGUAGUGAAGGAGAAGAUUUCAACCAAAAGAAUAAUUCAGCUGAUGUUGAUUCAUUAUAUCAUGUUCCACAUUGGCCCAAGAACGAAUCAACUAAAGAAGAACUUGAACAAGGAGAGCUACAACAUGAACAGACUAAUAAUGAACCUUCUUCUUCAGAAGAAGAAGAUUCAGAUUCAUCAGUUUCAGAUCCAGAAGAAUCAGCUGGAUUAAGAAGAAAAAAUGCAAUCAGAAGACCAGAUCCAUCAAUUAGACCAAGUUCAUUACAAAGACGUGGUGCUAUAUAUAGAAGUCGUCAAAGAUCUGAUGAAGAUUUAGAUUGCGCUACAAUAACACCAGGCUUAUUUGCAAAUGAUCAAGAUAAUUUAAGUUAUCAAGAACAUGAUGAUGAUGUUGAUAAUGGGUUUUCAGAUUCAAAUUUAACAUUAACACCAACUGGUUAUAAUAGUGAGAUUGAUCAACAUACAAAUGAUGACGAUGUUGUUGAAGAACCUUUAAUCCAAAGAUCUGAUUCAAUUGAUGAUGAAUUAGAUGAUGUUCCAUGUGAAUUAGUUGGGGAAGAUGAUAUUGAAGAAGCAAAUAUUGCUGAUCAUCGUCGCAAACAAAGAGGUUAUAUUACUGAUAUUCUUGGUUAUCUAGUGGAAGCUACUGGUCCGGAUGAUUCAGUUGAUGAUUAUACUCCUGUUGAAGCUGUUUCAAUUGAAGAAGAAGAGAAAAGACAACAUUUAUAUGAAACAGAUAUAAUGGAUUUUUUCGAAUCUUUAAAUGAUCCAUCAAGUCAUGAUAUUUCUCAAGAUGUUGCUGAUUCAAUUAAAAAUGAUCAAAAAAAUGAUGAACUUGAACGUGCCAAACUAGAAUCAGUUCCAAUAGUUGAAUCCAAACCUGAAUCCAAAAGUGAAUCUGAAUCUGAAUCUAAACCUGAUUUUAAAGCUGAAUCUAAACCUGAACCAAAACCUGAAUCUAAAUCUGAAUCUCCAAUUAUUAAAGAAAAAUCUAAACAACAAAUCGUUCCAUUACCUCAAUCAUUUAGUGUUGAAAGAAGAUUACCUGAAAGAGAUCAAGAAUUAAAUGUUCUUUUAAGGAAUGGUUCAAAUAUUUCUGAUCGUUUAAGAAGAAAUAUUAAUCAAAGAGCUGCAAAAUUUGGUCCAGGAGGUGCUGGUAAUAGAUUUAUGUCUUCAUGA